AUGACGACAAUGGAAGAAGUUGCAAUUCCGUCGGUGGUAUUGUCCAAUGAGGUCUUUUCUCCUCAGACAGAAAAGAAGAAGAUGAAGAAGAAAAAGACGCAGCAAAACAAGACAGUUUCGAUACAUUUUGAAGACAAAGCAGGUCUUUUUAAGACAGUUUGCCGUACAUUUAUGCACAAGAAAAAAUGUACACGAGCUGGUUGCAAGUUUAUCCAUGACGAGCAGUUGUGUCAGUACUUUUGGAAGACAGGAAGAUGCAAAUUUGGCUACGAGUGCAGCAAGAACCACGAAGUGAUAGCGCCCAAUGUAAAAGCUACAGAGGAAGAGGAGAAGAAGAUGGAGGAGGAAGAAACUGCUGCUGUAGUUUCUGUACGUGGAGAAAAACAGGAGAAGAAAUAUACUAAGAAAGGCAUGAAAGUGAAGAAUGACAAAGAAAAACAAGUGAAGAAUGACAAGGGCAAGGUCUAUAAGGUAAAGAGUGACAAAGCUGAACGAGACGUAGCUAGUGAUGUUGAUGAGCACGGCAAGGAUAGCGACAAGAACGACACGAAAGCCAAGAAAACGACAAAAAACAACCGACGUCAGGCCACCAAGAAAAACACUGAAAGCUUUGAACCGAUGACCAAGCCGGUGGAUAUGCGUAUUACGUACGACCUGGGCUGCAAAGACGAUAAAUUUUCUACGCCGCUUACUACUCGCGAUAUAGUGCUCGUGCCUAACCUCUUUAGCGAUUUUAAAAAGGGAGAACUAUACACGAAGCUUGUGCACGAGUUGGAAAACUGCGGCAUCCCACGCGAGCGGUUGCUAAAGAUGUGGCACGGCAACAAUAAGAUUGAUGGUACGCACCUCAUUGUAGACGACCACUCCAGUUGGAAGGCCAUGUGUCGCACAUUCGACUUUGUCACGGAUCGGCUGCAAAAAUUCUUCAGUCUGGACAUCAAGGCAACCCGGUUUAACUGGUACGAGAACACUUCGCAGUGGAAACCAUUCCAUUUCGACGCUGCAGCUGUAAAGCCUCACAUUGCUGCUAUCCAGAACUUCACAGUCGGGAUCUCGUUCGGUGCCACUCGUGAUGCCGCCUUUGAACAUGGUGAGACGAAGACCGUAGUGAGCAUGCCGCAGCCGGAUGGAUGCGUCUACGCCUUUUCGAAGGAAACGAACGUGCUUUGGCGCCACGGCAUUCUUCAGGACGUGCCAGUGCGAGAAGAAGGCCGCAUUUCGGUUAUCGCGUGGGGUUGGAUGGACAACAUGACGGAUGUUGUAUCUCCUGCUGUACCACCGUCAUAA
This is a messenger RNA of Peronospora belbahrii, 1287 nucleotides long. The record is from the annotation of a GenBank genome assembly. NCBI's taxonomy places the organism in Eukaryota, Oomycota, Peronosporomycetes, Peronosporales, Peronosporaceae.